Messenger RNA from Staurois parvus, 407 nucleotides. The record is from the annotation of a GenBank genome assembly. Lineage: Eukaryota; Metazoa; Chordata; Amphibia; Anura; Ranidae.
UAUAAUCAGUCUGUAUAUGCAGUAAAGAAUGCUUGUUAUACUCAAUGUGGAACCUAAGGGGCUAAGCCUCCACAUUUUGCAAAAAAUAUGUUAUAUCCUGUCUUCUCUGAUCCUUCCCUUCUUCUACUGUCUCCAAUCCUUCUGCACAUGCUCAGAUAGUUUUUUUUUUUUCCUUGGGAGAGUGAAUUUGAUCAGCACAGGGUCAUUCAGAACUGUCCAGACAGAGGGUCAGGGAUUAUGCAGGCUCAUGGGACAAUCAAGGUAGAAUGAAUACUCUUCCUACAAGCUUUAAUCAGUGCUCUGCUGGACACUGAUAGAAAUGAGAAAAGGUAUUUAGCAGUUUUUAGUUUACUAAAAUAAUUUCAUUUCCAUGUUCUGUGUACUGUGGGAGACCAGAUAUAGUGAAU